Prionailurus viverrinus (fishing cat) is the source of this 987-nucleotide messenger RNA. RefSeq names its product three prime repair exonuclease 1 (gene TREX1). The transcript has a single exon. The record is from RefSeq and is a predicted model, not a curated record. Gene Ontology annotation, molecular function: 3'-5'-DNA exonuclease activity; nucleic acid binding. Gene Ontology annotation, biological process: DNA catabolic process. The coding region runs from base 1 to 945 and encodes 314 amino acids. Gene Ontology annotation, cellular component: cytoplasm. NCBI's taxonomy places the organism in Eukaryota, Metazoa, Chordata, Mammalia, Carnivora, Felidae.
AUGGGCUCGCAGGCCCCACCGCCGGGUCCCGUGCAGACCCUUAUCUUCUUGGACCUGGAGGCCACUGGCCUGCCUUCCUCCCGGCCCAAGGUCACGGAGCUGUGCCUGCUAGCCGUCCACAGAUGUGCCCUGGAGAGCCCACCCACCCCUCAGGGGCAGCCUCCCACAGUGCCCUCGCCGCCCCGGGUGGUGGACAAGCUCUCUCUGUGCGUGGCUCCAGGGAAGGCCUGCAGCCCAGAAGCCAGUAAGAUCACGGGCCUCAGCACAGCUGUGCUGGCAGCACAUGGGCGUCAACGCUUCGAUGCCGACCUGGCCAACCUGCUCCAAGCCUUCCUGCAGCGCCAGCCACAGCCCUGGUGCCUCGUGGCGCACAACGGCGACCGCUAUGACUUCCCCUUGCUCCAAGCAGAGCUGGCUUUACUAGGUCUUGCCAGUGUUCUGGACGGUGCCUUCUGUGUGGAUAGCAUUGCUGCCUUGAAGGCCCUGGAGCAGGCCGGCAGCCACUUGGAGCACGGCCCAAGGAAGAGCUACAGCCUGACCAGCAUCUACACACGCCUGUAUGGGCAGGCCCCGCCGGACUCCCACAUGGCUGAGGGGGACGUCCUAGCCCUGCUCAGCAUCUGUCAGUGGAGGCCACAGGCCCUGCUGCGCUGGGUGGAUGCUCACGCCAGACCCUUCAGCACUGUCAAGCCCAUGUAUGGGGUCGUAGCCUCUGCUGGAACCAAACCAGGACCAUCUGCCACCGCAGCCACUGUAUCCCUGACUAGAGCCAGGGACACUAGUCCUAAGCUUGGCAGGGGCAGGAAGCCCAAAGCCCUUCUUCCAAUGGAGGGCCCUGGAGCCUCACCCAGGGAGGGCUUGCUGGCCCCACUGGGCAUGCUGGCCUUCCUGACCUUGGCAAUAGCCACACUGUAUGGGCUGUCCCUGGCCACACCUGGGCAGUAGGCCAAGAAGGAAAGUCUGACUAAUAAAGACGCCCCCGCAGCA